Messenger RNA from Metarhizium album ARSEF 1941, 5001 nucleotides. Its product is annotated as Protein kinase domain containing protein. NCBI's taxonomy places the organism in Eukaryota, Fungi, Ascomycota, Sordariomycetes, Hypocreales, Clavicipitaceae. The coding region runs from base 1 to 5001 and encodes 1666 amino acids. Gene Ontology annotation, biological process: protein phosphorylation. The transcript has 3 exons. Gene Ontology annotation, molecular function: protein kinase activity; ATP binding. The record is from RefSeq and is a predicted model, not a curated record.
AUGUAUUCAGGCGGCCAAAGACAUGUCUCGGGCAAUGAUCCUACACGCUCCUUUCAAGUUCCUCCUCCGCCGCCUCCUCCUCUGCCAAUGUCACCGCCCAUGGCCGCCGGUCCUUCCAUGGGCACCAUGAUGAAUAUCCCCCCGCCGCCCCCGAGAUACCCUGGCGCGUCCCCGGGUCUUGCCAACGGCAUCAUGGUUCCUCCGCCGCCAGGUCUGCCGCCAAAUAGCACCCACGGGCCGCAACAGUCAUGGCAUGGCAACUACGGCAAGCUGUACGACGGCCGAACUACCAUGGGCAUUCCGCCGCCUCCCCCUACCGGACACCAGCAUCUACCAUACAAUCCGAAAUAUCACGCCCAAAUGGCCGCCGGACAGACCGUUGCCAUGCCCCCGCCUCCGCGACCAACCGACGGAAUGGCCAUGGGGGCCACGUACAUACCCUCGAGAGGAACAUACGGUGAAGGUGUAGGGAUCCCGGGAUUCGAUCCCAACGAGUUGGCGAGCACUUCCGCCUCGUAUGUCCAGCCCCAGAUGAGCGCCAUGGACACCAAUAACACGGCUUCCAUGGACGAUCUCAACUCCCGAGAUCGCUUCUAUCAGUCUAGCAAUGCCUCAAACGCUUCCAUCGCCACGGGUGGCAGCACAAUACCGCCCGAGAUGGCAGCCCAGUGGCCGCUUGACACUGUCCUGAUUUGGCUGGCCCAAAAUCAAUUCUCCAAGGAAUGGCAGGAGACUUUCAGAGACCUCAACUUGCACGGGGCGCAGUUCCUUGGUCUGGGCAGUCCGCACAGUGGUCGUGGAAAUUUCAGCAUAAUGCAUCAAAAGGUCUAUCCACGCUUGGCCCAGACGGGCUGGGAUCAGAUCCGGGAGCGGCGGGAGCGGGAAGAGGGAAAGCGUAUGCGUAAGCUAAUUCGAAGCAUCGUCACUGGAAAACCGAUUGACCCAUCGAAAAUGGUGAGCAGCCACAACCGAGCAGACUCGGCUACAGCCUCACAUGGCCACAAUGCCAGCGCCGGCUUUGAAUCAGUGGAUUCACCAGGUACACCGUUGGGUUCUGCUGGAAGCGUCAAUUUCGCUGCUCAGCGAUUCUGUCAAACACGAUCCACGACCAUGCCUAUCCCCAGCAGCGGCACAAUGAGCUCCGAUUCAAGCCAUCGGUCAGCCCUAAAGUAUCUAGACUAUGACGGCGGCCGCAAGUUGAGCCCCAAGACAAACGAAAACGCUGAAAGUGGGACGUUUCGUGGCACAUCGAACAGUCCAGGAGGCAGCCUUGCUCCCCAGCAAUCUCUCUUCCCAUCCGCGACGACGCCCGUCCUCCAUGCAUCCCCCGCUUCCGCCAAACUUGGCCAUCGUUCACGUAACAGUGCGGACUCGGUGACCUCCAGCGCCGCCACCUAUGGCUCUGGCAUCCCUCCGGAUGCUGCUGCCAUUGUCAGCCGAGGCCUCGCCCUGACAGAAGCCAUGUCAGCCUCACGAAGCCAAGACCGAUCCCAACAUUCGCCACUCCACUCUGGUGAUAGGUCAGCCGGGGGAGAAGCCUCGGCAUCCUCAAGAGAUUCCAAGAGUUUUUUGAGCUUUUUGUCGAGGAAAAAGAAACAAAGGGAAGACGGCUCCUUCCCUUCGCCCGACGAGGUCGACUCUCCAGAGUCACCCAUGUGUGUUCCCAAAUCUCUCACCGAUGUGUGUACGUCGUUGAACGGAAGCGAUCCUCAACUCGAUCGUCUUGGGUCUGCCUUUGUUGGAGCCCACGAGCGGGAUCAGCUUUUGCUGCUGGAGAGAUUGAAACACGCUAGCGGCGCAAGAACACUUGUGCUGGCUACCACAGACUAUUGGAAUUACCGCAUGUGCGAUAUUACAGAAGCAGAGUCGGCCGCUGAGAUCCGCCAGACUGUGUGUGAGAGCCUAGGUCUGGUCGGAUCCGAUCAGUAUUCUGUUUUUGCCACGGAACUCGGCAAGGCAGAUCACACUGAGCCGCUCGAUGACCAACAACUCGUCACCGACAAGCGAGUGAAGGGCGACUCCACGGGCGCUUUGAAAUUCUUCAUAUCGCCCGCAAAGCUGGGUUCCGCCACGACUCCAAACUCAGUGCCUGCGUCUUUGUUCCCGGGCUACAUCCCUCCUGGACUGGACGAAGAGUCGUAUGAUCGUAGCAGGCAACGAUCGAGCUCGUCACCCCCCUCCUCCAGGGCGAAUACGCUCGGGAACGAGACCGACGAGAAGACCCUGGCUCAGGAAGCCAGCGACUACAGGGCAGAAAUUGAGAGAAAACAGCGAGCAUAUCUGGCCAAGAGAAAGGAGGCAAAUGAGAAGGAAAGCCCAAAAGCCCCAGAGUAUGUGCCGUCUAGCAGCAUCAAGGGUCGCAAUGUCGAUUUUGAUCAGCCCCGUCCGUCGCCAUUCGAGGAUAAGAAACCAGACCAGCUGUUCCCCCAAAGACGACCACCGGCACCGCCUAGUGAUCCGUCGGCGACUUUGAUCAAAGCCAAUUCAUUGAGUAGAAAACCGGGCCCCAACUUGAGGAACUCUAGCGGCAGCAUGGAUGGUUUUCCAUCGCCCAGACAUCUACCUCCAACGGCCAGUGGCGAUGCCGAAAUCACAGACAGCCACCGCAAGGCAACGAGUGCAGCACAGCAUGCUCCCGCGAGUGGCGGCAUUGGAGCUGCUCUAGUUGGCAUUGGCAGGAACUUGAGUGCCAUCGGGCAAUCCACCGCCAAUGUCCCAAAGGCUACUUCUUCAGGCCGCAUAGUAUCGCCGCCAUCCUCAUCAGCGGGUAGCGGCAAUGCUCAGCAGCAGUCAGGUAAGACGGCAUUGUCCAGUGUGAACUAUGGUUCAACUAGCAUUCGCGGGAGAGGCAGUCCGAAGCCAGCGAACGGAUCCCCUGGCUCGGUGACGUGGAGUCCAGGUAAUCUUCCAUUUGUUGUGCCUGACUACACGCCUGGCAGCGGCCCGGUGCUGGUUCCUCCAAGGGUACCCUCUGGUGCAAGUGCUAAAAACAUUGAAACAGUGCCGAGGCCUGUGUCACCGGGCGACAUCAGCCCUAGCUCUGCUCAUUCUAAAAGCAGGGGCUCCAGCGGCUUUUCCCCCGCGAAGCGAAAGUCUCACGGGCAGGAUUUGGACUUUAAAGAUUCCGACGUUCAGUUCGCCAACACGGCGUCCUCACAGCCGCCCACUCGAGACGUCAAGCCUCCCUCUGGUGACGAUGGCGACGACGACUCUAGCGACGACGGUCUGUUUGCUAUUCCUCUAGCUGGCAGGAAGAAGGAUAAGCCAAGUAGCGACGUUGGCGCAAACGCUUCAUCAGAUGCUCAAUCGGGUACAGGCACUCGUCCCACUCUGCAUGUUAAUACUUCACGCAAAGAGAAGGGACGAUCUGUCACUUUCUUGAAAUCGCCCGAUAGCUUCGAGAGUAGCAAUGAUGGCGGCGCGAGAACAUCUAGCUCGAGGAGAACGCCCGGCACGCCGCAGACUGAUACGUGGGAUUCUGACAAGGAAAGCCAAAUCAAUCGUCGAAAGUCGUUUAUUGAGAAGGACGUAUGGGCAAACCGUCCACCCACAGACGACUUGCUGAACAAUUUGGACGAUUUCUUCCCCAAUCUCGACCUAGACCAGCCCGUCCUUGAAGACCAUGCGGUCGGGGACAUCCCGCCACUUCCGUCAAACGACUUUGGCGAUGGUAGGAACAGCUCCAAUCCUGCCCGUCUGGGACCUGGAGGAACACUAUCCGGUCCCUCUGCAUCGGGGCCUCUCCCUGCAGCGGUGCCACCAUCACGUCAGCUCUCGUUGUACACCAAUGACAACGACACUCUGGGCUCCGACGAGUCGACUUUGAAGGCUACGGAGCGACCUACGUCCAGCCGUGCCGUGGCCCACCGCAGCAUACACCGGUCUGGCGGGUUGGGCAGAAUGAAAUCUAUCCGUGAAGUUGCCAGUCAAGCCAACAAGCGAUACACGAGCAUUUCACAACCAAGAGGCAGCAACUCGCAGACGAAUUUGAUGCGACGCAAGAGCACCAAGAUGUUCAACGCAAACAUUGUACAGAUUCGGCCUGAUCAGCGGGGAAGCAUGGUAGUGCCGGAUAUUCCUCAGGAUACGCUCCCCAAGCGACAGACCACGUUUAGAUGGUUCAAAGGCCAGCUCAUCGGCAAGGGGACGUAUGGUCGUGUCUACCUCGGUAUGAAUGCCACUACGGGUGAGUUCUUGGCAGUCAAGGAGGUGGAGGUAAACCCCAAAGCGGCGGGGGGAGACAAGGCCAAGAUGCGAGAAAUGGUGGCUGCAUUGGAUCAGGAGAUUGACACCAUGCAGCAUUUGGAUCACGUCAACAUUGUUCAGUACCUGGGGUGCGAGCGAAAGGAGACUAGCAUCAGCAUCUUCCUCGAGUAUAUCUCUGGUGGCAGCAUUGGAUCUUGCUUGAGAAAGCACGGCAAGUUCGAAGAAUCUGUGGUCUCAUCGCUGACUCGCCAGACCCUCUCCGGGCUGGCUUACUUGCACCGUGAGGGUAUCCUGCACAGGGAUCUCAAGGCAGACAAUAUUCUACUUGAUCUGGAUGGGACUUGCAAGAUUAGCGACUUUGGUAUUUCCAAGAAGACGGACAACAUUUACGGCAAUGACAAGACCAAUUCGAUGCAAGGCUCAGUGUUCUGGAUGGCGCCAGAGGUCAUCCGGUCUCAGGGAGAAGGGUACAGCGCCAAGGUGGACAUUUGGAGUCUCGGGUGUGUGGUGCUGGAGAUGUUUGCCGGCCGCAGACCCUGGAGCAAGGAAGAAGCGGUCGGGGCCAUUUACAAGAUCGCAAAUGGAGAGACGCCGCCCAUUCCGGAGGACAUUCAAGAAACCAUUGCGCCGCUGGCAGUGGCGUUCAUGAUGGACUGUUUUCAAGUGAAUCCGUUUGACCGUCCAACAGCCGACGUGCUCCUCUCGCAACACCCAUUCUGCGACCUGGACCCCAACUACAACUUUUACGACACAGAGCUGUACACCAAGAUCAAGGAUGCUUACAAGAUCUCAUAA